UUACUUUUCUCCGAUUUAACGCAGUGAAUGUAAGGGAUACCGCUGCAUGAUUUCACCGGACACGUCUAGCCGUUGGGGGUGUUUUCUGUUCCAAAACGAGGCGGAGCUUGAAUUCCAAACUGGAUUGAGUUCCUCCCGAUACGUCAUUCUGGGAUAGGCUGCGAGCAGUCGAGCAACGCUGUCAGUCAACAGGGUUUCGGGUUGGUUACCUAGGCAUUCUCGGGACGGGACCCCCAAGCAGGAGAAAGUAGCCUUGCCCAUCGCGGGUUUCUGGCUCUGGGAUUAAAGUGAUCGCCAGUCCCACAGCUUUCGUCGAAACUGCCAGUAGGGAUUCAUGCUGUGUUGGUUAGCUAAAUGCGGUACGAAGCUAAAAUGAUGCCGAUGUUCCUGACAGUGUACCUCAGUAACAAUGACCAGCAUUUUACUGAGGUUCCCGUUACCCCGGAGACACUGUGCCGGGAUGUGGUGGAGCUGUGCAAGGAGCCGGGGGAAGCAGACUGCCACCUGUCUGAGAUGUGGCGUGGAUCUGAACGAGCUGUAGGUGACGGGGAGAGGAUGCUGGAUGUGCUCCAACGAUGGGGACAACACAGGGCCGAGGUGCGCUUCUUCCUGCGUCACAAUCGAGCCCUUAGCAGGGAAUCGGGUGGGUCAAGAGGCUCAGAGCAGAAGAGGAAUGGAGUGAAGGGUCCCCCAGACAGAAGAAUGGAGAAUGGGGUGGCGACACCCCGGAUGGACAUGACGCUGACCGAACUGCAAGAGAUGGCUGCCAGACAGCAGCAACAAAUAGAAGCUCAACAACAGCUCCUUGCUUCCAAGGAGCAGCGGCUGCGCUACUUGAAGCAGCAGGAGCAGCGUCAGCAGCAGCAGGCCUCGGAGCAGGAGAAGCUGCAACGCCUCCGAGAGAACAUUGAGAACCAGGAAACUCGGCUCAAGAAGGUUCGGGCCCUCAAGGGCCAAGUGGAGCAGAAGCGCCUCAGUAAUGGCAAACUGGUGGAGGAAAUAGAGCAGAUGAACAACCUGUUCCAGCAGAAGCAGAGAGAACUAGUGAUGGCUGCGUCCAAGGUGGAGGAGCUUAGCCGACAGCUGGAGUUGCUCAAAAAUGGCAAAAUGGACAACUUCAAUGACAACCAGAGCUCUGUGGCUGAACUAGACCGCCUCUACAAGGAGCUACAGCUGAGGAACAAGCUCAACCACGAUCAAAACUCUAAGUUGCAGCAGCAGAGAGAGGGCCUGAACAAGCGCAACCUGGAGGUUGCUGCCAUGGACAAACGGAUCAGUGAGCUCCGAGAUCGGCUGUGGAAGAAGAAGGCAGCACUGCAGCAGAAGGAGAACUUGCCUAAUGGCUAUCCUGGUAAAGAGAGGGCUUCAAAAGACACUCAUCCUCAGGUGCCCUCUGAUGGCCAAGCUGGACAGCAGUCAGGUCCGUCUCGUGUGGCGGCGGUUGGCCCAUACAUCCAGUCGUCCACCAUGCCCAGGGGCCCAGUGAGGCACGACCUGCUUGUAAAACCAGCCUACCCGGACGGCACUGCCACCCUUCCAGCCAACGACCCACAGAGCAGGGCCGGCACAGGCCUUCAGCCAUCCAAACUGGCAGACUGGGACUCUUCAGGUCCAGAAUCCAGCACCAACGGUCAUGGUUCAGCUUCAACACUGCCACGAAUGGCCUCUCACUCCAACUCUAACACAGAACAAGAUGAGACGGAACUGAAGAGGGACAGGAAGGUGCGUCCAUUUUCCCUGUUCGAGCCAACGGAGGCUCCCAUUACCUCCCUCCGCAAAAACCAGAGCAGUGAUGACCUGGUCAGGGACGCUCAGUCUGCUCCCAAAGCUCCAGUCAAGGUGCCUCCUCCUGUUCCCACCAAACCAAAAGGCCCUGGUACCGUGCCCUACGGCAAACCAGGUCUCAACACGGGCACCUUCCCCAAAGCCAAGCCCCACAGCCAGCAGCCCCCGGCUGUCCAGGGCCGCAACCCUCUCUCUCCCUCACAAAGCCAGACACUCCCCCUACCCUCCAAGCAGGACACUCCACCUGCAGCCACGGUGCGGCCCUUCACCCCAGAGCUGCCCUCCUCCAAAGACGCCAGCCUGAGUAAGCCCCAGACCUUAGCGGCCAGGUCCAUUUACUCCAUGUACACGCAGCAGCCUGGCUCAGGGAAGCCUUUCAACCAGCCUGGGGUGCAGGGCGCUCUCAACCGGUCUCAGAGCCGCACCAAUGGAUUUGUCAGUGUGUAUGGUAAACCAGUGAUCCCCAGUGGAGGCUCCCUACAUCCAGAGAACCCUUAUAUGGACCGACGCUCCCCUGCCCUAGAAUCUGAGGUUGACCACAAUGGAGCCAACAACACGGGUCCCAGCCCAACUGAGGGCCCUCAACCAGAAACAGAGCGCACCCCCCGGCCCCUCAGCCCCACCAAGCUGCUUCCUUUCAUUUCCAACCCAUACAGGCAUCAGAGUGAUGGUGACCUGGAAGCCCUAAGAAAGAAACUCUACAAUGCCCCAAGGCCCCUGAAGAAACGCAGCUCCAUCACUGAACCAGAGGGUCCUGCAGGGCCCAACAUUCAGAAACUCCUCUACCAGAAGACCACACUGGCAGCUAUGGAGACUGUGACUACACCAACCACUCCCACCUAUGCUGGUGAAGCAGAGAAGGCGACGGAGGGAUCUGUGGGGCCACAUGUUCCAAGCCCUCCGAGUGGUGCAGAGAACCACCCAUCAGAAACGGGACAGACUCUGGAGGGAGGUCAGCUCUCAUCUCACAUCCCGGGUGCUAAUGUCCCCGUUCCAGCGCCUGCUGAACAGAACAAACCAUCUUCAGCCAUCCCAGAGAGCGAGGACAUCAUCCCACCUCCUCCCCCAUCCCACCCAGCUCCCAGGCCAGAUGACGCUCUUUUCCCACCACCACCAGUUGCUGGCUUGGAGGACUCAAUGGCCAGCCUGCCCCCUCCACCUCCAGAAGGCUUCCUGGAAGAGUUCCCCCCCUACCCACCACCCCCAUACCCCAGUGGUGCAGAGCAGGACAGCUUGGGAGAAGACACUUUUACCAUGAAGGCACCUGAGGUCACUGGCCAGGUCACUCUGCCACCGGGAAAGAGGACCAACUUACGCAAGCUUGGCUCUGUACGCAUCGAUCACGACAUGAGAGUGAAGUUCAACCCGCUGGCUCUGCUGCUGGACUCUUCUCUGGAGGGAGAGUUUGAUCUGGUCCAGAGAAUCAUCUAUGAAGUGGAGGAUCCCAGUCAGCCCAACGAUGAAGGCAUCACUGCUCUGCACAAUGCCGUCUGUGCCGGACAUACGGAGAUUGUCAAGUUUCUGGUUCAGUUUGGUGUCAAUGUCAAUGCUGCUGACAGUGACGGCUGGACACCUCUUCACUGUGCUGCAUCCUGCAACAAUGUGCAAGUGUGCAAGUUCCUGGUGGAGUCUGGUGCGGCGGUGUUUGCUAUGACUUACAGUGACAUGCAAACGGCAGCUGAUAAAUGUGAAGAGAUGGAGGAGGGCUAUACCCAGUGCUCUCAGUUCCUCUAUGGUGUGCAAGAGAAGAUGGGCAUCAUGAACAGGGGGGUGGUCUACGGCCUGUGGGACUACAAUGGCGAAAACCCUGAUGAACUGUUGUUCCGCGAGGGAGACUGUAUGUCCAUCAUCCGCAGAGAAGACGAGGACGAGAUCGAAUGGUGGUGGGCACGCAUGGGCGACAAUGAGGGGUACAUUCCCCGAAACCUCCUAGGGCUCUACCCCCGAAUAAAGCCAAGACAGAGAACCCUGGCUUAAAACACAAAGAUCCCUGCACAUUCCAGUCUGACAGAACUCACACACACACACACACACACACACACACACACACACACACACACACACACACACACACACACACACACACACACACACACACACACACACACACACACACACACACACACACACACACACUCAUACAUCCACACAGGCUUAAAGAGACUGGGGAACAGAAGGACACUGCUGAAAUGAAGAGACAAGGACAGACCAAAA
This is a messenger RNA of Perca flavescens (yellow perch), 3999 nucleotides long. It is a transcript of the gene tp53bp2a, whose product is annotated as tumor protein p53 binding protein, 2a. The record is from RefSeq and is a predicted model, not a curated record. The coding region runs from base 355 to 3762 and encodes 1135 amino acids. Lineage: Eukaryota; Metazoa; Chordata; Actinopteri; Perciformes; Percidae. Gene Ontology annotation, molecular function: p53 binding. Gene Ontology annotation, cellular component: nucleus. The transcript has 21 exons. Gene Ontology annotation, biological process: regulation of apoptotic process; signal transduction.